This is a messenger RNA of Aureobasidium subglaciale EXF-2481, 410 nucleotides long. RefSeq lists its product as uncharacterized. The transcript has a single exon. NCBI's taxonomy places the organism in Eukaryota, Fungi, Ascomycota, Dothideomycetes, Dothideales, Saccotheciaceae. The record is from RefSeq and is a predicted model, not a curated record. Bases 8 to 382 code for a protein of 124 amino acids.
AGCGGCCAUGAGACUUAUGAGCGUGUUACCAGAAAAUAAUUGGAGAACACCUGAUCAUGGGUAUGCUGUUCCGGUAGCGAACCAGCUACGCCAUAACAGACGUGCACACCUAGGCGUUCGAGAACUGGGAACACACGCUGUGAACCCGGGCCCGAAAAAGUACAGCAACGUGCUUGUUGAUAUAGUCUGCCAUUGUCUGAGACCAGAUCGUAUCAACAGGCCUUCGGCAGCUUUGUUGUUACAAACCAUCCAAACGAAUGCAAACUUCCAGGGGAUGGAUAUAGCAGGAACUGGCGCUGGCGGAGUGAUCACUCCAGCGAUGAGGAAACAGAUGGUAAUGCUUGGAGACGAUAGGUGGGCGAUUGGGAAUCCCCGUCCUUGAUCGAACUAUAAGGAGAAUAAUCGCAAGC